GCCGCCUGAGGGAUGAAGUGGGGGCGCUCGGCUCUGCGCCUCACACUUAGCAACCGCGCGCCGGGAGAGCGUCCCGGGCCUGGGAACCGGCGUGCACACCCCUGACCCUGGAGUCUCUCCGCUGCCGGGAACUGUCCCUUUGGGUCGUCGCCCAGGCCGCCCGCCGUUCCCUGGCCCGAAGGGGCCCGGCCGGCCGCGGUGGGUGGAGAGGUCGGUCAGCAUGAGCCGGGGAGUCCGGCGGGUCAGCUCAGGGCAGGGGGCGGCGGUCGCCGCGCAGCUGCUGGUCACUCUGAGCUUCCUCCUCAGCGCCGUCGAGGCCCAGGUCACAGGAGUCUUAGAUGAUUGCUUGUGUGAUAUUGAUAGCAUCGAUAACUUCAACACCUUCAAAAUCUUCCCCAAAAUAAAAAAGUUGCAAGAGCGAGACUAUUUCCGUUACUACAAGGUUAAUUUGAAACGACCAUGUCCUUUCUGGGCAGAAGAUGGCCACUGCUCAAUAAAAGAUUGUCAUGUGGAGCCUUGUCCAGAGAGUAAAAUUCCUGUUGGAAUUAAAGCUGGAAGUUCUAGUAAAUACUUGAAAGUGGCAAACAGUACCAAAGAAAUAGAAGAUUGUGAGCAAGCUAAUAAACUAGGAGCGAUUAAUAGCACAUUAAGUAGUCAAAGUAAAGAAGCAUUCAUUGACUGGGCAAGAUAUGAUGAUUCACAGGAUCACUUUUGUGAACUUGAUGAUGAAAGAUCUCCAGCUGCUCAAUAUGUAGACCUGCUGCUAAAUCCAGAGCGUUAUACUGGCUACAAAGGUUCCUCUGCAUGGAGAGUGUGGAAUAGCAUCUAUGAAGAAAACUGUUUCAAGCCUCGAUCCGUUUAUCGUCCUCUAAAUCCUCUUGCACCUAGCAGAGGGGAAGAUGAUGGUGAAUCAUUCUACACAUGGCUAGAAGGUUUAUGUCUGGAGAAAAGAGUCUUCUAUAAACUCAUAUCAGGACUUCAUGCUAGUAUCAAUAUACAUCUGUGUGCAAAUUAUCUUUUGGAAGAAACUUGGGGUAAACCUAGUUGGGGACCUAAUAUCAAAGAAUUUAAACGGCGCUUCGACCCAGUGGAAACCAAGGGAGAAGGUCCAAGAAGACUAAAAAAUCUGUACUUUUUAUACUUAAUUGAGCUCAGAGCUUUAUCUAAGGUGGCCCCAUAUUUUGAGCGCUCAGUAGUCGAUUUAUACACUGGGAAUGUAGAAGAUGAUGCUGACACAAAAAACCUUCUACUAAAUAUCUUUCAAGAUACAAAGUCCUUUCCUAUGCACUUUGAUGAGAAAUCCAUGUUUGCAGGUGACAAAAAGGGGGCCAAAUCAUUAAAGGAAGAAUUCCGGUUGCAUUUCAAGAAUAUAUCCCGUAUAAUGGAUUGUGUUGGAUGUGACAAAUGCAGAUUAUGGGGGAAAUUACAGACUCAAGGUUUAGGUACUGCUCUGAAGAUACUAUUCUCUGAAAAAGAAAUCCAGAAGCUUCCAGAAAAUAGUCCAUCUAAGGGCUUCCAACUCACUCGACAAGAAAUAGUGGCCCUUUUAAAUGCUUUUGGAAGGCUUUCAACAAGUAUCAGAGAAUUACAGAACUUUAAAGUCUUAUUACAACACAGUAGCUUUACCUAGGUGCCAUUGUACAUAAGGAGAACAGUUUUCAUCUUCAUCAGCACUGCCUUCAGCUGGAAAUUUGGAAAGAGUCCAUAGUAAGCAUCCAGCAGUUUGCAAAUGUUGGAAGUACCCGCUGAAACCAUAGUUACUCACCAAAAUGCACAGACUGAGUAUAUGGUAUCAAGGAAAUUAUUUGGUAAAGAUAAAACAACACAGACUAUACUUUUAAGUAACAUCUAUAGGUAGAUCUUUGGUUUUGAACAGAAUUCCAAAUAAUUUGUUGUUGUACCCACCAGAUUCUAGGAACUGAAUUAAAUAUUUCUGAAAUCU
This is a messenger RNA of Erinaceus europaeus (western European hedgehog), 1942 nucleotides long. RefSeq names its product endoplasmic reticulum oxidoreductase 1 beta (gene ERO1B). Gene Ontology annotation, biological process: protein folding in endoplasmic reticulum. Gene Ontology annotation, molecular function: FAD binding; protein-disulfide reductase activity; thiol oxidase activity. Bases 221 to 1630 code for a protein of 469 amino acids. The transcript is spliced from 17 exons. Gene Ontology annotation, cellular component: endoplasmic reticulum membrane; endoplasmic reticulum. The record is from RefSeq and is a predicted model, not a curated record. Lineage: Eukaryota; Metazoa; Chordata; Mammalia; Eulipotyphla; Erinaceidae.